AUGAAGUCCAAUGUAGCCCCUAUUCCUUCCGGACCUCCAGACCUCCUGUCCUCUGUACCUCUGGACAUCCUGUCCCUCAUACCUCCAGGUAUCCUGUCCUUCAGACAUUCCGCCCUCCGUACCUUCAGACAUUCCGUCCUCCAUACCUCCGGACCUCCUGUCCUCCAUACUCUGGACAUCCUGUCCUCCUGUCCUCCGGACCUCCUAUCCUUCCAUCCUAACUCUCCCAUGCUCUUCUGGACAUUUCCUGCACUCCUCUGGAAGUCCUCCCGCACUCUCCACCAGAGUAGCCAGCCUCCAGAAGUCCUCCAGACUUCGUCAGACCAUCAUUGGACUUCCUCUGAAAUGAAGGGCACAUACUCAGCAUGGUUCUUAACACCUCUCGUUGAUGCCUCUACAUCUGAAAUCAACUCUAACCCUACUCAGGCUACUCCUCUUGUCGACACCUCUACAUCCGAGAUCAACUCUAACAUCACCGAGGUGUUGUCGGACAACACAACACCUCCCUCCAUACCAUCGAGCACCCAUGCAGCUUCACUGGCUGUCAAGGUUGAAUUUGUUAAUCAUACCAAGACCACAAUCGUGAUCGAUGCCAAGCCUGAUACCAUCAAGAAGCGCCAGCCAAGCACCAAGCCAAUGCGGGUGAGCGCAAAGAUUACUGCACAGAACUUGUGCACUCUCAACUGGCAAUCAGACGGCCAUCAAAAGGAACCAGCAUCUGUCUUCGCAUCUUACUGGAAUGGGUUGUCUAAAGCCGACAAAGAGGUCUACAAGUGCAAAGCAGAUGCUCAACUCAAAUCAGCUGGAGUCAGCACUACCAGCAAUGAUGUGGAGUAG
Messenger RNA from Suillus subaureus, 837 nucleotides. RefSeq lists its product as uncharacterized. The transcript has 6 exons. The record is from RefSeq and is a predicted model, not a curated record. The coding region runs from base 1 to 837 and encodes 278 amino acids. Lineage: Eukaryota; Fungi; Basidiomycota; Agaricomycetes; Boletales; Suillaceae.